Paramuricea clavata is the source of this 5791-nucleotide messenger RNA. The record is from the annotation of a GenBank genome assembly. Lineage: Eukaryota; Metazoa; Cnidaria; Anthozoa; Malacalcyonacea; Plexauridae.
AUGUUAGCGUGUAAAUCAAAUCCACUGAAAGUGGAACAGGAAGAGACAACGGAAAUUGACUUUUCGGGUUUGGACGAAAUUUCAACGAAGGGUGUUGAAGUAAACAUUGCUAUAGUUGGGAAAUCUGGGAGUGGUAGAUUAAGUUUUGUUAACGCCAUCAGAGGGUACGUAUGAAAUUCUUGUACUUUUGCUUUGACAUACAGUUUAAUAAUAGCUAGAUCGUGUUAGAGGCUUGACUAAAAUAACAAACUGACAUCUAAAAAUGCUUCGAUUUACAGUAUAAUUAGCUCAAGCAAUGGUUCAGUGACUUCAGGCAUACUUCAAAACGUCUGCAGUUGUAUUUCAAGUAUUGGUACAAUUUGCACUAUAAUUUAAUUGUUGUUAUAUCUUAAUACACAAUUUGGAGGAUAUUUUUAUGAUAUCCUUUAACAUUAAAUGAUAUUUUACCGAGUUUUGUACUUUCACUUUGAGAUUUACAAAGAAAUAUCGAAGCGUGACGAACACAAGUUGAAAUAAAUAAGCUUAGGACGUUUCCCGUAUACCAUACAAUGUAAGGCCAAUGUCUAUCAGAUUCGCCCAGAGAUCCCUAUACAUCAAUACACGACAUAUAAGAGCAAAAUUCAACCCCUUUGAACAGUGGCAACGGAGAGCUACAAUAUUUUGAACUGGUUUGGAAGUUUUUGUUGACAAAGGACUGCACGGUAUCGUAUUGAUUAUUGUAUAGAGUUGUCGUUGACAAAUGUGACGAAUGCUAUUCAAUUUUUUACGGUAUUUAGGAUCAUAAUUAAAUUGUAAUUUGUAAGAGAUCGUAUUUUUCAUGUAAUUUUAUCCCUAUCAAUCCGGAACAGGAGUCUCAAGAUUUGGAAGAGGGGAGGACUCAUUUUGCCCGAAAAAGGGCGUGUAGAUCUUAUAUAUUUCCCAUAAAUAAAAGUACUAUUUGCAAUGAGAUAAAACAGAAAUUUUGCACCAGAUUACUCUACGUCUGUAUAUUCUUUGACAUUUUGGUUGCAAUGUUGUAGUCGGAGGCCCAGCUUUGCUUCCCCUACACCAAUCACAUGCGAUGGGAAAAGUUAAGUUAUUGCUGCUGCAGCAAGCGAGGUUUAUUGUAAAUGAAUUUUAUGCUUUAUAUUUCGCUUCAGUGUUUCGUUUCUUUACUAACCCAGUGUAAUUUACAUUAUAAAUUGAAUUCCAGUAUUUCCAGACAAUGUUGAUUCAUCAAUGGAGGAAAUGUAAAUCAGUUAAUAUUAAAAAAUAAUACACAUUUUAAAAAUUGCCCGCCAGUUGAUAUAUUUUUACGCAGAUUAAGCAGAUAACAGAGAGAAGCACGUGACAGUUUGAUUUGUGCACUGAGCGCCCGUAAUGAAAGGGCAAAUGCCAGCUAGUACUUCAAUUUGUUAAGUUUCGUAAUGUCCUAUUUUUUACGUUUAACCUCCCAAAAUUUAAAAUUCUUUUCAAAACACUUGGUUUUUUUUCGCCCGACGAAGUACAGCGUUUUGCCCGACAAAACUGUCGAUUUUAUUUUUGGAGGGGGGAGGGGGUGGGAGCCAUCCCUAAACCCCCAGGAUUUACGCCCCUGAUCCAGAGCUUCCCGCUAUAUUAUGUUUUUGCUUUUUGCGAUGCUGUAAAAUGUUUGAGUUACUAGCUUUCAAUUGUCAGUUUUCGACCAGAGAACGCAAAGCUUUUAUCCUGGUCUCCCCGUCUGUCCCCGAUCAAACAAUUUUAAAAGUGUUGAUCCAGUUGUAUUGUCAUACUAAUAACUUACUGACCGAAAGUGAAGGCAAUACAGGAAAAUAUCGAACCGAUGACUUGCGAAAGUGAGGGCAAUACAGGAAAAUAUCCAACCGAGGACUUGCUGUAUUGCCGGACCGAUAGAGAGGUCAUUACAGCAAGACCGAGGUUAGAUAUUUUCCCGUAUUGCCCAAACGGUUGGUUUCCCCAAACGAACUUUAAGAAAAAAUAUAAAUCUGUUGCUGCUUUAGUUGUAUUUUAUAUUUAGAUGGUGUCAGAUUCCUAGCUCCUGGCUAUCUGCAAAUAAAAUUUGCAGCUCUUCACAUAGUCAAAACACAACUAUUCUUGAUCGCUUUAAUAGUUUUACAGAUAGUAAAAUUUACCUUGUAAAUUCGACUUUCGCUAACAAAAACGGUUGUGAAAGUUUUUUAAUCACAGAGUUGCUCUUUUUCUCUAUUUUAGGUCUAUUUUUCUUCUUUCGAAUAGUUUGAAAGACUUUUAGACACUUUUUGCCGUUUGAAACUCGACUCUCGACGCAGUUUCGUAUGGCAAUAAAAAUUGCGUAUUGCCCGUGGGCGAUAAUAAGGGGAAAAUCAGCAGCCUAUCAAAAUGCGCGAUUCAUCAAAACAAAUAUUUGCCAUAUAAUAAAAAAAAAUAUCAAUGUUAAAUAAAAAGUAAAUGCUACUUAUGGGUUAUGUGUGAACUUAAAUGAAGAUUAAAUUACAGUAAGGGGCGGACCAUUAGAAAUUCCGGGAGGGGGGUGAAAAUUCCCCCAAAAAAAUUCGUGCAAAGGAAAAUACCUGGAAAAAAAAUUCGUGCAGCCAUUACGUCAGAGAAAAAAAAAUCGUGCAAGCAAACAGCGAAGUACAAAUAGUCUUGAAAAAAAAUUCGUGCAGAGGUUAAAUGCAUUAAAAAAAAUUCCUGCAGAGACACGAGACUGAAAAAAAAAUUCGUGCCGCAAAAAUUUUAUACCCCCCUCCCGGGAUUUCUAAUGGUCUGCCCCUAAUACAGACUUUCAGUGGAAGUUUGCGUGUCAAUCAGACAUUUGUCAGUCAGAAUCAGUUACAUGUAUAUUUGAUCUUCGAAUUCCCUACACUUCCUCCCCUAAACUCUUGAUGCCGUCGCCAUGCAUGUACAGAUGCAACACGUAGAUAAGACUAUCUGGGGUGUUGCUUAAGACAAAAAUCAAAACAUACAAAUAAUUCUAAUUAAAUAAUUAUGCAAUUACACAAAGUUAACUUAAAUUAUAAAUAAUAAUAUUUCGUCACUUUUCUUGAGUACUUAAGGUGGCUCCCUACAGUUAGUACAGUUUAAAUACGAUUUAUAUAGAUCAGACUUCAUCCCCGCGACCUGCGCGUGGAAUCGUGUUUACUGUUCUGCAAAAAUAUUGAAACCAGCUGUGGGAAGUUUUUUGGCGUUUUUUAUCUACAAAGAAACCCCAGUUUUUCAUUAUAAUCCUAUUUUUUUCUGAAUUCGAACAGUGCGUAUGUUAUUAACUAGUUUAACCUAUCUUUUAGUGUGUUUUUACGUAUUUACGUUCAGUAUUGUCUUUCACAUUGCUCAAAAUUUUCAACUUGUUGUUUUGCGAGCUGUCAAACUGAAAUGACACUGUCUUCUAUUUACUCUUGAACAGUAGUGAACUGUUGCCGAAACUUAUAUAAGUUCUGUCAAUCAAUUCAAUUUACAGGUAUCGUUUUAUCUGCUAAAUCAAAUAAAACAGUUAUGAGUUGUUUUAUAUGAAAAGUUAAACUUGUAGUUCAAUGUUUUGAAAAGUUUUCACACCGAUUUUAACAACAAAAACAAGUGUAAACUAACAAUGGAUUUAAUACAAUGCCUAUAAUAGUGUUUUUUAUUAGUAUUUUCAAGAUUAAUAUUUUAUUUUUAUGUCAAACAAGUCAGAAAUAUCUGUUUUCUUAUGUAUUGUAAGCCAAAAAGUUGAAAUCACUAUAAAUCACACGCUACAAUUUACACGCAUGCGCAGAUCGUGCUCAUGUCGAGUCGAUUUUUUUCAUGCUGGCCACGCCGAUUUUAGCGAUGAUUUUCUCGUGUUUUCUUCGGUGAAAUUUUUUUAAACUUUGUAUUUUUGUUAAACAAGAGGAAUGGUACCACAUAUCCAAAUUUUAAGAAAUUCUAUAAAUAACUUUUUCUGUAACCGUCAUUCACGAAUAUCUCGAAAACUUAUUUAUAAAUUCCCUUCAAAUUUUGAUGGACAAUAAACUUUAUGGACAAUAAAUCUUAAAAAAAAAUUUCAGAAAAAUUCACCGAAGGAAAAUAUAGAUAUUGUCCAUUUAUUGUGAAAUUAGACAAUAAAAGUGCAAAAGAUUACACGUCAUGGUUGCCAUGGCAACACAAACACUGUUUUAAUUUGUUCAUAAAUGGAGAGCACACAGCUUCUGAACUUUCCUGGAAAUGAUCAUAUUGCCUUGUCUUAAGUGUAUCUAAUAUAAAUUCGGUUCAAAGCGAACGAUACUCAAAAUACCUAGAAUUUUAGAGAACUGUAGGGAGCCACCUUAAGUUGAGCUGCGACUCAUAUUUCCAUAGCCCUUUUAACUUGUGUAGUACCUGAAUAUCAGUCUUAUUUUGAAAAUUUACUCGUGUGCAGUCGCUGUUACUCGUUUAUUACUCGUACUUACUAGUCUGUACUCGUCUGUGGAAAUGUUACUCGUAUAUGUACUCGUCUGACGCUCAUCUGUACUCGUCUGGUACUUGACUAUGCUCGUCGUUACGUCACUCACGUGCUCGUCUGUAGUCGUCUAGCUGUUACUUGUGUGUCAUCGUAGAAAGUUGCUUGGCGACGAAAACGUACGAAUAUGUUUUCAACAUAUUGCCGCUGCCACGCGGCAACUUGUCAAAAGCGGUUGCAAUUUGCUUUAAUCAACAUUGCAAUAUUGUGGUGCAAUAUUGGAAAGAACGGCGCAAAAGGACAUCCCCUUUGACCAAGGUUUCAUUGUUUCGUAUGACCCCGAUUUCGACCGGAAAAAGUAACAAUAUACGUCAAUCAAUCCAUGAUGCUUUUUCAUUUCGUCUGUCUAAUGGUAAUUCUUUUCAUACACGAAAUAGCAUUCAGGGACUAAAUAUCAAUAGAAGAAAGAAAUUCGUGUUGAAGGGUAGUCUGCUUUUUUAUUAUUUGACAUAAAACAGCGGGUAUUUUGUUGUAACCUUCAAUUUCCAUUCCAAAUGUUUUUCUUCAGUAUACUCAUGAUCAAGGCGAUCAGAUAUUUUUUCAUGUACAAAGUUACUGAAGGUUUAUUUGUAUAAUUCUUGCAAGGCCUCCGAAUCUAUGUGUGACUUUCCCAUAGUGCAUGUGAUAUAUUCCUUGAUUGGUACCAGUUUGCAUACAUGCAGGACAAGAAAUCCUUUUCAAGAAUGGUACGCAGGCUAAGAAUGACAAAAAUGUUUUUGCAUCCAUACUCAUUCAUUCAUUACUAUUUUCUUUAAGACUUAAAGACAGUGACGAAAAUGCAGCGAGAAAAGGUGUAGAAAUGACGUCCAAAGAAUCUAUUUCCUAUUCUCAGGCUGAAAACCCCAACCUCAAGUUUUCGAUACUUCCCAGUAUUGAUCAAGAAACGUUUCCUGCUUUCCAAUCAUUUCUUGAAUAUGUUGAAAUUGAAAAAUUUGACGCAUUCCUUAUUUUUACUGCUGAAAUGUUCAAUAAAAGGCAUGUAAUAUUAACAAAAAAAAUUAAGUCCAGUAACAAGCCAAUCUUUUUAAUUCGAACCAAUAUCGAAAACCACAACCAUGCUGAAGACCCUAACGAAGAAAAGAUAUUUCAAGAGAUCAAAGAGGGACUUGUUGAAAAUUUAAAAGAGGUUCAUUCUGACGAAAAUAAAACCUAUCUUAUAAGUAAUAAUCACCCAGACAAAUGGGAUUUUGAGAAGCUCGCGAAAGCAAUCGCAGAUUCUUUGCCUUCUCCUAAAAAAGAGUGCUUUAACAAGAUUCCAAAGAUUCAAAAUUUAAUUGCCAUGGAGAACUUUCAGAAUUUUCUAAAAGGUACCGUGCAGUAAAUUUAAAAUAUAUAGAGGUAUCAAUAAAAAGUAUAUACUGCAGUAUUAAAUCUUUUACG